Molecule: messenger RNA, 1621 nt
Organism: Drosophila sulfurigaster albostrigata
Lineage: Eukaryota; Metazoa; Arthropoda; Insecta; Diptera; Drosophilidae
Product: transcription factor mef2A
Exons: 1
Coding region: 189-1448 (419 amino acids)
Source: RefSeq, a predicted model, not a curated record
UUAGUUAUAUCAACUUGUGUUCUCUCUCUUCACUUUUUCGUUUUUUUUCUUUUUAAUUAUAAAUUCGUUUUGGCACACACACAUACACACCCACCCACACACUCACUCUUACUUUGCAGUCACUCGUUAGAGGUUCAUGAAGAGUUGUGCGUACUAAAUAAAUUUUGGGGUAACAAUAAAAGAGUGAGAUGAAUAACAAGAAGAUGACUGCGCAACGCGUGCAUUCACUGGGCCUGAUGGACAAGACGCUGCCACUGACGGUUGCAACGCCGCCUCAGUUGCGACAUCGACGCCACUUUCAUUUCAAUGGCAUGCACUUUGAGGCGAAUCCAUUGGCGUUGCACUUGGCGCGUGGCAUCCAAGAUGAUGCUGGCGACACGAGACGAUGGCCCAAGGCAUACCACAACAACAACAACAACAAUAAAUCAACAGUGCAACAGCAACAGCAGCAGUCGGAGCAGCAGCUAAGUGGCAAUGACAACGGGCACAACCGGACACAAAAUUGGUGCGAUGAUGACAAUAAAUGGCUGAACUAUGGCCACAACUACGGCAAUGAUUGCUAUCGACAAAAUGACUACGACAAGGCUGGCGGCGGCGAAGAUGUCUACGGCGGCGACACAAAUAAUGAUUACCAUGACCACCAUGACCAUGACAAUCAGCGUGUGCAACAAGUGAUGGGCAAGGGCAGCAGACAGCAGCUGGUCGAACAGGAUUAUGCGAACUAUAAAUCGAACUCGAACUGCAAUUGCAAUUCAAUCUCGAGCAACUCGAACAGCAAUUUCGAAACGAACUCCAACUCGAACUUGCAACAUCAGCAGCAGCAGCAGCAGGUGGCGGAUAUUUAUCACAACUAUGGCUAUCAGCAGCAAAAGGAUUACGAGCAAGACAGAGACUGGAAGCAGGAAACUGAACGGGAGCGAGAACGUGAACGUGAUCGUGAAUGCAAUCGAGAGCAGCGACCGCGUCUUUAUAAUAGAGCUGCCUUUCGACCCUUUGGCCAGCAGCAUCAGCAGCUGCUGCGUAUGGCAGGCGGCUUUCGAGCCGCUGCACUCGCAGCCGCAACUGGAAAUGGAAAUGGAAACGGAAUCGGAAUCGGAGCUGAUCAGCCCCAAAUGGAUUACAUUACGUUGACCGGCUUUCUGCUUGGCUAUCUCACAUCGAAUGUGCUAUUCUUUCUAUGCUGGUACUUUAGCUGGCUGAAGGGUCAGGUGAUGCGUAUGCGCAAGCAUUUUCUCGGCCAAUCCAAUCUGUGGGAGUUCUUUGACUUUGAGGACACCACACGCUAUUCGAUGCAAACGAAACUGUUGCUCGCCCCCAUCAUACUCGUCUGCAGCAUAUUGUACUGUGUGGUCAAUGUGCUGCAUCUGCUGAUCAAACUUGUGCGCGCCGAUGUCCCGCGCACCGUUGUCGACCUCGUGCAGCGCAUCGCCAAAAGUCACUGGCCCUAAGACCAGACGAAUGAACGGGGAUCUGUGACUCACUGCUGAGACAAAGGAGCUGGCAUAAAAGCACCCGCAGGCAUGCACUAAGAGGAAUUUCGGAACACGCAGGCGCAAUCAGACAAACUUCAUCUUCGAACACACACUUAUUUGAUAAUAAAUUGAUCUAGUUAACGUGUAAA